UGUACCGCCGCUGUGACACUGAAGGGAACACAACACUUCACUGCUGCCUCAGUAGUAGCUCAAGCACACAAGAGCCAAGGUGCUCUUCUUCAAAAUUCUGCUCCAUUAACAGCUAAACAGUAAGAUGGUUGUUCUCGCUAUUUCCAAGUGUCCUUAGUUGUCUUGUGUCUUUGUGCAGGACUGAGUGGCUCCUGCUGAAGAAUGGUGCCAGAGUUUUCCAGGGGAACAAACUAGAUCUCACACCAGUGCACAUCGAUGCAGCUAAGAUGAAUUACAAGGCUGUUCAGAGUUCAAGUGAAGAGACGGGUUGGACGAACGAGAUGAGUAAAGACAACAACGUCCCCCGCACCGUCGUGGAGGACGACAGCGGCCUUCUCCUCUGGGCAGGGCAUAUCUCCAGGAAGUUGGCCUCUUCCUUGACCUACUGCAGACUGGCAGCAAUUUUUCUGCUACUUCUGCUACUGUCUUCCUCGCAAGCAUCUGCGACAUGUGAGCAACCGUCUUCACCACCAGCGGCACGCCUAGAGCCCCCGCCUCCACCAACAACUACCGGCGAGCUGCCGCCGCCUCCACCAGAAGCUGGUCUCGAGGCUCCACCUCCACCUGCAGCAAAUCUUGAGGUGCCACCGCCGCCGCCUCCAGCCGGGGCCGGCAUCCCCCCGCCUCCACCAGCGACUAUGGUCGAGUCGCCGGCGCCUCCAGCAGGAGCCGCCGUGGUGGUGCCGGCCGGGACAGCGGUGGUGCUGCCGUCGCCUGUAGCCGGGGUUAUCGUGUCGAGGGACACCAAAGAGGACCGCCUCUUUAAGUGGCUUUUCGUUGGUUUAUUCCUCGUCCUCCUAUUCUCUCUUGUGUUAGCACUGGUUAUUAUGAUAGUAGGGCCGUGCACAUUCCGGCUGCGCAUCUCUCUAAUGUGUUUUUCGUGCUCACUGGAAUGAAACUCCCCAAGCUCUGCUGUGCCUGUAAUCCCCGGGGACGUCGAGCAACCGGGCCGCGAGCCGGGGCAGCGGCUGAACGGAGCGGUGCCGAGCUGGAAGAGCAGCUGCACGACAGGCGCGUGAACGGAGGGAGCUCAGCGCGAGGGAGCCUGUCCGAUGGAAAGAGAUUAGCUUGCUAAAAAAUGCUGUUAAUUCUGUUUAAUUUGUUUUUCAUUUUGAGGGAAUUCGGCUCAACUUGUUUGAGUUCAGUUUAAUUUCGUGAUAAG
Triticum aestivum (bread wheat) is the source of this 1201-nucleotide messenger RNA. RefSeq names its product classical arabinogalactan protein 1-like. The transcript is spliced from 2 exons. Bases 267 to 935 code for a protein of 222 amino acids. The record is from RefSeq and is a predicted model, not a curated record. NCBI's taxonomy places the organism in Eukaryota, Viridiplantae, Streptophyta, Magnoliopsida, Poales, Poaceae.